CAGCGCGCGGGUCCUGGCGGGGGGCGGGGCCACGCCAGCCCGGAAGAGGCGCCGCGCCGCGCAGGCCCCUUCCUUUCCAGCCUCGGCCCCGGACCCUGCCGCUGCUACGAUGUUGAUGCCCAAGAAGAACCGGAUUGCCAUUUAUGAGCUCCUUUUUAAGGAGGGAGUGAUGGUGGCCAAAAAAGAUGUCCAUAUGCCUAAGCACCCAGAGCUGGCAGACAAGAAUGUACCCAACCUUCACGUCAUGAAGGCCAUGCAGUCUCUCAAGUCUCGAGGCUACGUGAAGGAACAGUUUGCCUGGAGACAUUUCUACUGGUAUCUUACCAACGAGGGUAUCCAGUAUCUCCGUGAUUACCUCCACUUGCCCCCUGAGAUUGUGCCUGCCACCUUGCGCCGCAGCCGUCCUGAGACUGGCAGACCUCGGCCCAAAGGUCUGGAGGGUGAGCGACCUGCAAGACUCACAAGAGGGGAAGCCGACAGAGACACUUACAGACGGAGUGCUGUGCCCCCUGGUGCUGACAAGAAAGCCGAGGCUGGGGCUGGGUCAGCAACCGAAUUCCAGUUUAGAGGCGGAUUUGGUCGUGGACGUGGUCAGCCACCUCAGUAAUAUCGGAGGGGAUUAUUUUGUGUUGAAUAAACUUGUAGCCAGAAAACCUUAAA
Molecule: messenger RNA, 660 nt
Organism: Cynocephalus volans (Philippine flying lemur)
Lineage: Eukaryota; Metazoa; Chordata; Mammalia; Dermoptera; Cynocephalidae
Gene: RPS10
Product: ribosomal protein S10
Exons: 6
Coding region: 110-607 (165 amino acids)
Cellular component (GO): cytosolic small ribosomal subunit
Molecular function (GO): structural constituent of ribosome; RNA binding
Source: RefSeq, a predicted model, not a curated record